This is a messenger RNA of Ostrinia furnacalis (Asian corn borer), 849 nucleotides long. RefSeq names its product A-agglutinin anchorage subunit. Lineage: Eukaryota; Metazoa; Arthropoda; Insecta; Lepidoptera; Crambidae. The transcript is spliced from 4 exons. The coding region runs from base 1 to 849 and encodes 282 amino acids. The record is from RefSeq and is a predicted model, not a curated record.
AUGGAGAGAGUGAAAAUAACGGAACGACCGGAGUAUUUAUUAUUCACGGCACCUUAUAGACUGUGCGAGGGUGAAUGUGCGAAUGGCAAAAAUUUCGUGCUGUCAUUCCCGCUUUACAUUGGUAAGAAGGGUGUCAAAGCGUACAGGAGUAAUUACCAAAGAGAUGCAUUGAAAGUUCAUUCGAUGCGGCCUAACGCGCCGUUCAGAACUAAGCCUAAACGGACGGCAUUGACAACUUGUCCAACGCUUAGAGAAAAUCCUACCACAGAAUCAACCACUACUACGACAACAACAACAACUGAAGCAACAACUACUACAGAAACAACAACAACAGAAGCCACAACUACAACUGAAGCAACCACUACAACCGAAGCAACAACUACUACAGAAGCAACUACCACUACAGAAACAACUACCACUACAGAAGCAACUACUACUACAGAAGCAACUACGACUACAGAAGCAACUACGACUACAGAAGCAACUACGACUACAGAAGCAACUACUUCAACAAAAUCAACCACUACGACAGAAGCAAUUACUACAACCGAAACUACUACUGAAAAAACAACGCCAACGAUAGAUACGGAUGAAGAAGACCCAAAACUAUUGGACUUAUUAUACUCAGAAGAAACGACAAAAGCGGUGAUACUUAUAAUCCUCCCGAUCCUCGAAGGAGGUGGUCUCCCGUGGCACAAAUGGUCGUGGUCAGCACCCCAGGCCCCCAUCGAGUACUUCUUCCGAAGACAAGGCAGCAUGCCCAUUAAAUCCCCGAGGGACAACUUCGAGUGCACGUGCCCUCCGCAUAGAGAUAGUAGUAAUAGUAGUAUAGAAUCUGGAGAACACUAA